GAACCGAUGGCAGUUGAAGAAACCGAUAGCAGUCCUUCCACUGAUCAGACUGAAACACGCAAAUGGAAGGAUUGCAAAGUGAAACCAGUUCCACAAAGUUAUGUUCCUGAUCAAGAUCUGCACUACGAAAUGUGGACUUCUUCGACGAAAGGAAACGCUCUCAUAAUAGGGAACGACUUCAUCUCGUCUGGGGGUGGUCCACGUCCUUAUGCGGACAAGGAUAUACAGAACAUGACAUUGCUCCUAACACGUCUUGGAUAUGAUUUUCGAAAUAAUGCCUUUAUCAAAAGUAAUCUCACCAAACAGGAUAUGAAUGAAACUGUAAACAAGUUCGUGGAUGAUCUAAGAGAGAGUAACCCACAAUCUGCAGUAGUCUACAUAUCUAGCCAUGGCAACAAGGAUGAAGUUCUUGGAAACGACAAUGGGUCCCUGGCAAUUCCGGUUUUGCUUGAAAAGUUCAAUGGAAUACUGCCUGGAAAGCCAAAGGUUAUCAUCAUUGAUGCGUGCUGGGGAGCUGACGAAACACAUGGCACACCAGUCUCAAGUUCAAACAGCGGAUCACAAGUGAUUAUGAUGCCACAUAACGCCGACAUUUUCCUGAUUCAUGCUACUUCAUACGGUAUGUAUUUCAGUUUAACUUAGUUUGUUGAGCAUUCCGAAACUAAAUUACACGUAACCACAUAUGGUUAUUGUAGUUUACAACUUAUGUUCUUGCAUUGACGAUAAUAUAAAUAUGAUUAGUAGUAUAGAGUCGACAUUGCAUCAAGGGUCAAUCGCGUAUUCGUAAUGAAAAGUAAAGCUAUACAUACAUAGUAUUUUGUGUCAAAUUUAAGGUUUGACGAUAUAAACCACCUUUCUUUUAUGCGGCCGCCAUUAAUUUCAAGUCAAACUGCUUACGAUAGCAGGACACUGUGUUUAUUGUUUACACAGAUUUCUUUAAUUUCUAAGAAAAUUGAUAAUUUUAUCGGUUUGUAUUCGUAUGUAUUAUGAGUGUUACGAUGCUGCAACAAAUAACGAUGAACAUUUAGUUUCAAAUUUGAUUUCCUUUUUUAUAUUACAGGAAAUAGAUCAAUCAUACACAGAACAAAACAAAAAUAAUGAUCUUACAUUUCUUGAAGUGUUAGAUGUGCAAUCCAAAGUUCUGUUUAAAUCCAGAUAAAAUCCAAGUUGGUUGCCAAAGAUUCCUUAAAGUAAAGUUCACAAUGAUGGCAAUGAUCAAAAUGAUUUUGAAGCACGAUGAAUAACAAUAGUCACUGUAACGAGUUGAAAUGUCCGUGAAAACGAAGUUGAUGAUGGCAAACAGUCGAAUUCAGCGACCCAUGAGUCGAAAAGCGUUUAUUAAAACAGGUUGAUGACAUCACUGAGAACGGAGAAUUCCUCUCUCAAAGUAACUCCAAACAGUUCAUUGAUGGCGUGCAAAGAAUUCCACAGAAGAUAAAUGUUGUAUUUCAGAUGAAAAUAAGCUAUGCUCUGACAUAAACAGAUAAAGUCUGGUGUAAAACUUUGAGUUCUGAUCUGAUAUUAUGAUGAUGUCGAAACUGCCAGCUUAUCAAUUUCCACUAUUCUGGAAGCUUCUAGUAUUGUCUUUAAAAAGAACAUUAUCCAUCUUUCUAGAAUAGUCCACUUCUAGAAGACUCUUGAAUGACCUCAGUGAAAUUUAAAAUGUAAACAAUAUGGCUAAUCCUAUUGUCCUUUUCACUGCAGGCAGGCUCUAUUGUCUAUCUUUGUACAUUCCAGAUAUAACAAAUUACUCAUUAAAUAGGCAUGCUAACAAAGCUUUACCGAAAAAUUCUGAAAUAUUCUUAAUCAUUAUAUGCUAUGAAUACCUUUAAUAUGAAAUAACUAAAUAAAUGAAUGCAAUUACUCUUACAACACUGAGUUGAUUCAAAUUUAUUACUCAUGCAAUGAAUGUACAAGUCUUUGUAUUUGAAUGAAGUAACAAAUUAAAAAGAAAUACGUGUAAUUGCUCAGUGGUGUAAUGAGCGUAGAAAUUGAGGGGGCUCAAUAUGGCGUAUUGCGUAAAAUAGAUAAGAAGUUGCGAGCGGGCGAGCAAAAAAUUUCGACAUUUUUUAUGACUAACGUGAUCACGGACGUCGGCUUUACCUUUACUUACAUUGGGUUUAACGCCCAACUCCCACACCUCCUUCUGAUCGGAUUCAAAACAUGUUUUCUUAGCGAAAUAUACACCCUUUUCACUUUUUUUCAUUUUAGUGUUUUGACACCCUUAUUACGUUACGUACGUAUGUUACGGUCAAACUGUAAACUCCCGCUAUAGAGUAACUUGCUCCCUAGCUUAUUGAAAAUAUGUCCAGUGUGUGCGCACACUGCCUCUGUGUGGCUUGGUACCAUUUGUUUGUAUACCAACGCAACGGAUGCACGUAUGGGAUCCACUGCAUGCACACGUACAUGAUUCCUUGUGAUUUUCUCUAAAUUUUAUGAUAAAUAUGCUGCACUUUUUACCAGGUUAUUAUAUGUCUUAAAUCUCUUUUAUUUUGUGAUGAGAAAGAUGUGUUUUUUUAGAAUGGACUACAACCUCCCCCCCCCC
Molecule: messenger RNA, 2545 nt
Organism: Lytechinus pictus (painted urchin)
Lineage: Eukaryota; Metazoa; Echinodermata; Echinoidea; Temnopleuroida; Toxopneustidae
Product: cell death protein 3-like
Exons: 5
Coding region: 7-642 (211 amino acids)
Biological process (GO): proteolysis
Molecular function (GO): cysteine-type endopeptidase activity
Source: RefSeq, a predicted model, not a curated record